AUGUCAAUACUCUGCACUGUGAACAGGAACGAAAGCAACCUGGCUGAGAUGAUCAAGGCUGCCGUAGGUGAAGAAAUGAAAGAGGUGUGGGAGCAGAUUGCUAAGCUCCGAAAAGAAGUUUCGAGCAUCCAAGAUCUGAAGCCUGAGAUGCAAAGAAGUCUUGAUCGCCUGGCGGAGGAAGAUCAAAAGCGUUGCCAGGAAAUUUCUGCGCAUAAGGAAGUCUUGGAACAAUUUCUCGACGACAUUCAGAAUAUCCAGAAGCAGUCCGAGGCAGACAUCGCCAGAGUGGAAGAGCGCAUUUCAAAUCAUCAAGCCGCCACAAAACGACAGUUUCGAGAUGUGACUGGGAAAAUUUCUGACCGUCGGGGAAGUGCAGAGGAAGCUGUGAGUAGGGCAGGUUUGCAAGCAGACCUUGUCAAGGUUGAGACAGAGAGUGUCCUCAAUGCUGUUCUUGGCAAAAUUAAGCAGCAAAAUGAAGACCGUGAAUCCGAUCUCCAGCUCUUGCGACAGAACUUCCAGGCUGACAUUAAUUCCCUCCAAAGUCUUGUGAAAAGUAUCGAAGAGAGCGUGAAUGCUCAGGUGUUUCAAGUCCUUGAAGCUGUAAAAAGUGAAGCAGACAAGAUCCCAGAGACCCCAGCCCGGGGCAAGAGGCUUCGAAGGCGCCAGCAAGUUCCAGAAGGACGCAGGCAUGCUUGUUGGCAAGGAUGCUUGCGAUGCCAAGGCCUUAGCCAGGUCAAAGAACAGCAGCUCAAAUUGGGAACACCUCAGCAGCUCAAAUCGUCUAACUAUUCCAUGGCAGCAAGUUUCGACUUUGCUUCUGGGGCAGUGCUGGAGGACACUGUUGUGGUGGAAAAGGUGGACAAGGUGGACAAGAACAUUCAAGAUUUAGUCGAAGAAAUGGAGGCAACUUGCAGUGCUUCGAAUACAGAGCACGAAACUCUAGAUCAAGGACCGGACAAGAAAGUUGAGAAAGGCUGCUGUCGCGAUUGCUUGAGGCAGUUCACCAUGGCAGGGACUUGUGGAACUUUGCCCGCGAGGAUACAGACCCAAUACAUGUUCCUCGCCCAGAAGGCUGUGCAGAUAUGGCUUCGAAGCUACGAUUUUGCCAGGCAGUCCCUGGCCGUUCAGGCGUGCAAUCGCCUCCGAAGUUUCUCUGUGACGCCGAGGAGGAGAGAGCUUCUUCGCUUGGCUUCUUGCGCACCAGCAAUGCCAACUUCUGCACAGGCUCAAGGCUUUGACUUGAGCUUCCUUGAUCCAAAAGCUCCGCCGGAUGUGGCGACGGUUCCAAAAGACGCAGAAAUUCUGCCGAGUGGUUUAGCAUCAAAGAUGCUGCUGAGACCUACUUGUGCUUUAUCAAAGUCCAUUCCGUUGACGAAUCCUGACUGCCAGAGGCCCCAGCCAUAUGACAAGGUCUUGAUUGACUACACUGGAUGGACACCUGGCGGCAAAAUGAUUGAUAGCAGCCGCAAUGAGAAGCGGCUUGUUCGAGUAGACUCCGUGAUGAGGGGCUGGACGGAAGGACUGCAGUUGAUGGCACCUGGUGAAUCUCGGCGAUUCUGGAUCCCUGCUGAGCUCGCCUUUGGAACCAAUGAGACAGAAACUGCCAAGCCCACCGGCCCACUUGUGUUUGACAUUGAGCUCUACUCGAUUGAAAAGCAGCCAAAGCCUCCAGCAGAGCUCACACAACCCCCCAAAGAUGCUGAGUUCACUCCAAGCGGUCUUGGUUUCCGAAAGAUCAAACCAGGAACAGGAAAAGUCAAUCCUCAGCUCGAGUCGAACGUUACAGCCUUGUACAACGGAUGGUCUUCAAACGGAGAUUUGGUGCUGUCAACAUCUUUUGGCCCGCAAGACACCUUUCUCGUUCGCGAGGUACCAAUUGAAGGCCUGAAAGAAGCUCUGCAGUUAAUGGUGGAAGGCUUGCCAGAAACUGAAGGGAGACGCGACGUUUCUGGAUCCCUGGCAAACUUGGCUUCGGAGCGACUGCUGAAGAAAGUCGCGGGCUGCCGCCAGGUCUUACCCCCUCCACCGCCUCCACCUUUCGGGCAAGAUGGGGUGUGGAUUUGGGUACCAGAAGGCGAAGAAGCACCAGUCGGAGGAAUGGUUCCCCAUGAGGGAGCAUUUCUGCCUUGUGCAGACAUAGAUGACGAGGAGCUGGCAGAAGCCUCGUACGCAGCUAGUCAAAGCCCGUCCCAAGGCUUCGCGAGUGCAUCGAUGCAGGCUGCCUUCGCAGAGAUGCCCCUGGGACCAGCUCCGUCGGGACCAGCUCGCUCGGACUAUUCCUCUGGAGGCACAUCUGCAGGAGGUCAGGAGAAGACACAGAUUGCCCAGAUUCCUCCAGCAGUUCCACCUGUCUCUCGCCAGGGUGAGUUCCCAUCAAAUUUUACUGAUGGUUUUCAUUCGCAGGCAUCUUAUGCUGCUGGAAUGUCCGGGAUGCGUGGCUUCGCUGAUGCGAAAGAUGCAUUUGCUGCCUCUGCCGCAACACCACGAGGAAAUGAGGAUGCCUCUUCUAUGAAGAGCCCUUCAGUUCAAUCGAAUCCGUCGAAUCCAUAUCUCAGUCUUCCAGGUGUUGUUCAGGCGUCCAUGAGGGACUCUCCACCAGCCUCCCAGGCACAGGUCCCCCAGGUCUGGAAUCCAUUUCCAACGGAGACCAUUGCUGCCGACCCUCCUGUGGAGCAGGCAUGGAAUCCUUGGGCGAGCAUGGGUGAGGUUGAUGGACCGUUUGGAAGAUCUCUGCAGGAAACACAGAGGAUGAUUGUGGGAGACAUUGGAGCAUUCAACUCUGACGACUGGAGGUCUCGAUCUGCUUUGCCCAGCAUGCAAAGUGUCCCUGCGCCUUCUUCAAACUCCUUGCAAGCCACGGCCUUUCCAGCUGGAGCUACUGCUGCAGCUGGUCUUCCAUCCAUGCCUUCUAUGCCCUUUGGAAGCGGCUACGGGGCUCAACUCUCACCCAUCGGCAUGGAGGAUUUUCAUUCUUUGGAAAGCACAUCCUUCUGGAAAGUGCAGCCAGCGGCAGCACCUGUGCAGAACGGCUCAGUCCAAGUUCCAACUCCAAGGCCGAACAGCGACCGCGUAAACCGCGUAAUGCCGCAGGUGCCGCAGGUUGGUAUCAGCAGCCAAGGUUCUAUUCCUCCAGGCAGAAAAUCUAUACCUUCUGCAGGUUCUGGCAGCCAAGGUUUUCUGACGUCCACGAGUGAUGGGCUUGAGGUCACAUAUCCAAUGAAUCAGGUGGCACCGCUGUCAAGCCAACGAUUGAGCCAGAAUGCUCGGCCAUUGCCAAAUCCGACAGAAGUACCAGGUGCUGCACACCUAGCGUCUCCCAACGCACAGAGUCCAACUCCGUGGCCAUUGGCGAGCGCAGGCUUGAGACCAACUCCACAGGUCCAACUGUUAGAUGUGACUGGUGCUGGUUCCUGCCUUCGAAACAAUAUGGAUAUUCCUGGAAGGCCAGACUAUGAUGUGCUCGGGCCUAUGUAUCCUGCUCCAGCCUCAUGUGGCGCCAAUGUGACUUGGAUGAACGACCCAAGGCUUGCUCAGAUGCCUGUUGCUCAGAUCGCAGAACGAAAUCGCCAUGCAGCUCCCGUGCUCCUGGAUGUUACAAGUGGAGGCCAGGCCUUUCAUCCUGACGACUAG
Messenger RNA from Cladocopium goreaui, 3630 nucleotides. The record is from the annotation of a GenBank genome assembly. NCBI's taxonomy places the organism in Eukaryota, Dinophyceae, Suessiales, Symbiodiniaceae.